AUUUGCCAUAGGCCCCCUGUGCCAGCUCCCACUGAGCCCCACCUCCUGGGGUGCGAGGGGGAUGGGGAAGCGAGGGUAGAGAGCAGGCAGCUAGGAGGGUCCCGGGGUUGCCCAUUGCUGGGGAGGAGCGAGCCAUUCAUUUCUAGCUUCCCACCAGCCCUCUUUCCCUGGGAUCUUUAUUUUUGUUGGGGGUGGGAAGAGGGCAACAGAGGUGGAGAGAGAAGCGUGACAGGCAGGUGGGGAGUCUCAGGCUGGUUUUUGCGGUGUGGGGGGGAAAUAAGCCACUUAAAAACAUACACAUUUUCCAGCUUCUAAUAAACCUAGUUUUCCUGAUUUAUUUUUUACUUGGGGCAGGAUUAAACGUGUAUAUUGAUGUGUGGGAGAGGUCGGGGUCGUCUCUGGGGAAGAGAGUUGUGGGAAAUUAAAACAAGACACUUUAAAAAGCCUUUUCUCAGCUUUAUAGUAAACCAAAUUUCCCUGGCCUAGGAAGGGAGAGGAAAGGGGGUCAGAGACAAGAACGCAGGACUAGAACUGAAUAUUGAAAGUAGUUAUAGCAAAUAUUAAUUAAUACAAAGGCAGAAAAGAAGCAAUCACAGGCAAAAAGCAAGCUGUGUGAUGACAUUAAGCAUCUUCAGAUAACCCUAUUUUAGUGGGUUAGUUAUAUUUUGGGAGCUUAUUUUCUGGGGGAAGUCAGAUUUUUAAUUUUUUAAUAUUUAAAAAGAAUGUAGGAAGAUACAGGUGUGCAGCGUGGGGAAGAGCCUUAAAGUUGAACAGCUGUGUGGCAAGCCAGUUUUCUGAAAAUCUAACACCCAAUUUCUAAAUUUCCUGCUUUUGGAGAGGGAUCUGUUCUUUGGGGUAAAAUAGUAUUAUGAGAAGAGUGUGUGGGGGGGAAGACAAGCACUAAAAGUAACUGUCACAAUUAAAAAUAAAGAAGUAAGUGUAGGUUGAAUUUUCAAGUAUUUUGCAGAUUCUAAUGACUUUUUUCUUGGUUAUUGUGGUAGAGUCUCUAACUUAAAUUUCCCAGAAAUUUAGUUAGUUAUAAUAAAAUUAGAACAAAAUAAAUUGGGAGCAGAGGAAAGUAGACGAAACCUCCUUUUUAAAACGAGAUCCACUCUGUAUUUGCAAGAGUGGCAAAGAAGCUACUGAUAAUAAGGAAACAGACUAGUAUCAAAGCUUUAGAAAAAUGAUGUUUUUAAAAGAAAUGACCUAGAGGGUGCAGGACAGAUUUUGGCUUUUCCCAUCCUCCCCUCCCUUUUCUCUGUGGGGUGAGGUAGAUGGAGAGAUUUUUGGCAUUGGAGUUAUUAGGAAAAUUCUUUAGGCAAGUCUCCCUUCUUUAAUAUAACAUCUGAUGAUCUAACUUUAGAAGUUUGGCUUCCCUGACAGGAGAGCCAUAUUGUAAAAUCAUUCACAAAGAGUUUAAGCUGUUGGGUUUUUUGUUUAUUUAAAAAGUAAAAUAAAAGGGAGGAAUAGAAGACUCUUUAAAAAAUUCUUGUUCAGCCCCGUGUUCGAAUCAGUGCAGUAGAGCGGAUGUAAACAAGACAAGAAGAGCUUCAAAGUAAGGAUUGCAGUGCUGGGAACAGCCCCCCAAUCCUCUGGAAUUGGGUGGCACGUGGUGGGAUUGGCCAUCGUGCAGGAUGGACACCUUGAAAAGGAGUCGAGCGCAAGCCUGGCCGGAGGAGACGGGGGACAGGGAGCAUGGACUCUAUAGUUUGCACCGCAUGUUUGACAUUGUGGGCACUCACCUGACCCACCGGGAUGUACGUGUGUUGUCCUUUCUCUUUGUGGAUGUGAUUGAUGACUACGAGAGGGGGAUGAUCCGCAGCGGCCGGGACUUCCUGCUGGCCCUAGAAAGGCAGGGCCGCUGUGAUGAGACCAACUUCCGCCAGGUGCUGCAGCUGCUAAGGAUUAUCACGCGCCAUGACCUGUUGCCCUAUGUCACGCUGAAGAGGAGAAGGGCCGUGUGCCCAGACCUCGUGGACAAGUACCUAGAAGAGACGUCCAUUCGUUACGUGAUGCCCCGAGCUCACAGCAACGCAGAGCAUGGUCUCACCCACCCCCACAAAUCAGUGCCUCCCCAUCACCCUGUGGUCUGCCGCUCUUCCGCUGGACCUCCGAUCUGUACCAAGAGGCCUGGCCGUGGGAGAGCCCUCCUCAGUAGCCAGCAUAAGAGGAGGAAGUCAAUGACGCCAGAUCCUAAAGAGAAACAGACUUGUGACAUCCGCCUGCGAGUCCGAGCCGAGUACUGCCAACACGAGACGGCGCUCCAGGGCAACGUCUUCUCCAAUAAGCAGGAUCCCCUGGAGCGGCAGUUCGAGCGCUUCAACCAGGCUAACACCAUCUUAAAAUCCCGGGACCUGGGCUCUAUCAUCUGUGACAUAAAAUUCUCAGAGCUCACCUACCUCGACGCCUUCUGGCGCGACUACAUAAACGGCUCUUUGCUGGAGGCCCUCAAGGGCGUCUUCAUCACGGACUCACUCAAGCAAGCCGUGGGCCACGAGGCCAUCAAGCUGCUGGUCAAUGUGGACGAGGAGGAUUAUGAGGUUGGGCGCCAGAAACUCCUGCGGAACUUGAUGCUGCACACGGCUCCUUGACCCUCCCCCGGGCUUGGCCUUGGCUGCUGUUUCGGAGCCAAUCGUUUUGUUUUUUUUAAAAAGGAAAAAUCAUUUAAAACCCACCAACCCCCUCAGUAUCCUCCUGCCAAGUAUGUGUAACUGUAGGACCUGCCUGAGCGGCGGGAGGGCUGUGCUGCCACUUAACCAGCUCUCUGGUGGUCCCAGCCUGGCCAAGAGCCCAUGAUACCUGAGGCAACCCAGAGAGCAAGUCCCGCUCUGCUCCAGGAGUCUGGCCGAAGGAUGCUGAACCACCCAGCGGUAGGAAGGGAGCAGCCGGCAGGAGCGCUGGGUGCUCACAUGUUCUGUCCUCUCCUCCCUCUGCCUCGGGUUCCUUUGUGCUGGUUUUUCUUUUAUACGGUCUUUUUAAAAAAAGGCAAAAGUGUCUUGUGGCGGCGGGGCCCCGUGCGUGUGGGGGACGUGGGGCGGAGUGGGCCGGGGAGGUGGGGCUCUGGAUUAUUCACUUUAAUAAAAAUGAGCGAGCGCAGAGGGAGCUGUGUGCGUGUGGCGUGAACAGCAUGCGCGGGGGGGGGGGGGGGGGGCCUGUGGCAUUGGCCUUCCAUUGAUGGGAGCCUGUUUCCACCAGUCCGCUUAGCACUCAAGUGGCGCUCAGCAGGCGAUCUGGCUGGGUGUGCCCUUAACCAGCGUGGGAUGCUGAGAGGGAGGCUGAGCUAAGGUGAUGCUGGCGUGGCCCUGUGGCAUCGUCUGCUCUAGGCCGGGCUGGCUUGUUUCAGGGGUAACAGCUGCACCAAUGGAGCCCGUGCUGAGCUAACAGUGGGGUCAGUGUUCCCUUCUCCCAGUUCCCAGCCUGCGGGCCUUUGUUAUCCCCUUCCCAACAAUCCCUGCCAGGCCUCUGACCCCAGAGAGGAACAAGGGGCUCCCUGCUGCUCUGAUGCAUAGAGCUGGUUCAGCCACACCUGCGCUCCCCCCAGAACUGUGAGAUGCUUGUAGGCCCACCAGAAGAGUUCUGCACAUGGAGAUGGGCAUCCUCACUCCCUUUGCCUGCAUGGUGGGGAGGCAGUUGGGCAGGGGCAGUGUCACGGCAGCAGGGCCUGGGGUGGGGAGUGCCCAACGCUGGCCCAUGUCACAGAUGAUGCUCCAGCAUCUCCCUCUUGCUACUAUAAGGCCAGGCCCAGUGGCGGUGCAGUGGGGUUGGCUGCGUCCCCUGGACUGUGCAGCGGGAAGGAUGCAGGGGGGCAGGUUCCAGAGUAACACUUUGGCACAGGGUCCAUUCCCAAUUGGGAAGAAGGUGGCUCCUGUUUGAUCCUACCCCAUAACGGGUUUGUGAGUUGAAUUUGUUCCCCCUACCCAGAUGUACGGGCUCCUGCUGGGAACCUAGAUGUGGGGAAAAAUCCAAUCGGGCCACUCAGGGUGGUACUGCCGGUUUGCUCCUGGUCAGCUGCUUGGCGCUGGGUCUUGUCUGUCUGUUGCUGGCACCGGCCAUCCCAGGAGGAAGGAGCUGCUCCCAGCAGGUGCCAGUAGGAGCUGCUGUCCUGCAUUAGGCCCUGUCUAGUUACAGCCUGGGGCCAGCAAGCUGUUCAUUUGCAAAAUGCCUGGCACCUCAGCGCUGCUGUAAUACAAACAGUCUCAGAACUGGCCCUCUGCCUGCCCCUCCCUUGUGAUCCCACAGCUGAGAGAGACCCCUCGCCCAGCAUGGGGACUGAGCUGGAUAAAGCAAUGACAUGCUAGGGGCUGUGGUCCAAGCACCUCCCCCCACUGCACACAGGACACCAGAGGCCACUGAGCAGGCUGGGGUUGGUGGCUGGCUUAGCUGCAUAUUUUAAAUUUUGGGAUGACAUUUGUUACCUUUUGGUAACAGGGCUUGUUCCCUCCUCUCCCCUUCUCCUGUUGAGCCCAGAACUUGGUGCCAGGACAGACACAGCCACUUAGAUGCCCACUUUGUAACAUGUCAGGGACCCAUUGGGCCUGAGGCCAGACCUGGAGGCUGAGUGCGUUUGUCAAUGAAAUGGUCACUCUGAGUACAAUCUUCCAGGGGCAAGGAGUGCAUUUUAAUUGGAAAAUUCUCUUCCUCCCCAGUUCUUUUCCUGGUAACUCAAGUAAACACCCAAGGAUUUAGGAACCGCAAAUCUAAAGCAGUUCCACAGAAUUCCACACAGUUAAGGGAGAACAAAUGGGUCAGAGGGUUAUUUUUCUGGAUUUGAUUUUCUUCCCACCCUCCCAAAUCUCUGCUGAGCUGCAGGAUGUUUUCCUUGUCAGCCCAGAUCUUCAAAGGUAUGUUAGGUGCCCAACUCCUAAGGGGAGAGACACCUCAAUACUCUUGAGGAUCUGUGCUUUGAAAGAUGGAAGCCAGAUCAGUGCACCUGGGGUGGAGGAAUGUUUGUUAUGGGUGGCUGCCUCCCUACCCAGGCAUGGGAAGAGGGAUAAGAAAGAGGGUGUUGUGCUUACCAAGUCCCUCUCCAAUGAAGAUGGCAUGUGAUAGCCCUGCGGGCUGCAACCCUCAUGCCUCAAUGGGAUUGUUUGGGGUGUGUGUGUGUGUUGAUGCAUUUUCUAUCCACAGGUUCUCUCAGUGGAGAGCGUGUAGACCCCUUCCCCUACCCCCGCACACACCUCCCUGUUUAAGGACAAUUCUGGCACAAACUGUAAUUUCUGUGACUUCUGUAUUUUUUAAACUUCCAAUAUAACAGUCAUAAUCCCCAUGUAGCUUUCAGUUUUCUUGAAAUAAACAUCUACUGCAUCU
This is a messenger RNA of Chelonoidis abingdonii (Abingdon island giant tortoise), 5307 nucleotides long. The record is from RefSeq and is a predicted model, not a curated record. Lineage: Eukaryota; Metazoa; Chordata; Testudines; Testudinidae.